Messenger RNA from Plutella xylostella (diamondback moth), 1450 nucleotides. Its product is annotated as mitochondrial import inner membrane translocase subunit TIM50-C. NCBI's taxonomy places the organism in Eukaryota, Metazoa, Arthropoda, Insecta, Lepidoptera, Plutellidae. The record is from RefSeq and is a predicted model, not a curated record.
CAAAAAAUUUCAGUUGACAGUUGAAAAAGAAUGAGAAUUUCAGUGUUUUCCAAAAAAUAUUCCUGAAAAUGUCGCUAAGAAAAGUGCUUUAUUUAACACGAACGGUCUGUUAUAAGACCACCAAGCUAAAUUCUUCACAUAUCGCUGAUCAAAAAGCACGGUUUCUGUCUACAAACCCAAUAAAAUUGUAUGCCGCUGAAAAUAUAGAUAAAACCAAAAGUCCUCAAGAGGGAGAUAAGCCUCCAAGCAUACUGGGCAGCUUGUUCCCGCAGGCUGUGGUGAGUCCGGACGACGCACAGAAAAUCAAGAAAGAACAAGAGAAGUUUGAGAAGGAGAACAAGGAGAAGAACGAGGAGAAUGAGAAGAGCUGGAGGAGGAUGAAGAUCAGCUUCGCAGUAUUCGGCGGCGCCAUGACAGUCAUGGGUGGCUGCAUGGUGGUGGAGAUGGGCGCCCCGCGGCGCGAUGAGCAAGGCAACGAGAUCCAGGACGAGUUCACCGACCAGCCCGUCGUCAUGCAGUACCUGAAGCGGACGUGGAAGGAGCUCACGUUCUAUGAGAAGAUGAUAAAAGAGCCAUCCCGCGAGAAGCUUCUCCCCGACCCGCUGCCGCCGCCCUACCAGCCCACCUACACGCUGGUGCUCGAGUUCACUGAUGUGCUGGUGCACCCCGACUGGUCCUACCAGACUGGAUGGAGGUUCAAGAAGCGCCCCGGCGUGGACCAGUUCCUCCAACAGGUCGCCAGCUCGGACUACGAAGUGAUCAUCUUCACCAACGAGAACGCGUUCAUGAUCUGGCCGGUCAUAGACAAGCUGGACCCGGAGAACAAGCUGGUGUCCUACCGCCUGUUCCGCGACUCCACGCAUUUCAUUGACGGAGUGCACGUGAAGAAUCUGGAGGGGCUGAAUAGGGACUUGUCCAAGGUGAUCGUGGUGGACUGGAACAAGCAGGCGAUCAAGUUCCACCCGCAGAACUCGCUCAUACUGAAGAAGUGGAAGGGCACGGACGACGACACCGCCCUGCUAGACCUGGCUAACCUGCUGCAGACGAUCGCGAUGUCCAACGUGAUAGACGUGCGCGAAGUGUUGACCUACUACAGCCAGUUCGACGACCCCAUAGCCGCGUUCAGAGAGAACCAGAGGAAACUCAUGGAACAGAUGGAGGAGAAGGAAAAGGACGGCAAGACUAGCGCGCUCCCUCUCACCAGUAGCUGGCUGAAGACGUUCACGCGACGUUAGCGCCCCCUACUUAGUUGCCGCCAUCUUGAAUCUAAAAUGGCGGCUUGGGUGGCCGUUGACCCCAUAUGGUUUGAGAUCGCAUGUUCGAUUGUGCGGUUUUAAAGGCGUAUGGGAAAGAUUGGGUCUUGUAGUGUAAAGCGGGUAGUUUGAAUCGCGUAUGUAUGUGCAAUACUCUGUUGUUCUGGGCUAGUAGCACGGGGCGCAUUUAAGACGUG